Molecule: messenger RNA, 1023 nt
Organism: Paramormyrops kingsleyae
Lineage: Eukaryota; Metazoa; Chordata; Actinopteri; Osteoglossiformes; Mormyridae
Source: RefSeq, a predicted model, not a curated record
AUGACGUUCAGCCUGUCCUUCCAGAACCUGGAUGCUGGAUCGAUAAUGACGCUCAGCCUGUCCUUCCAGAACCUGGAUGCUGGAUCGAUAAUGACGCUCAGCCUGUCCUCCCAGAACCUGGAUGCUGGAUCGAUAAUGACGCUCAGCCUGUCCUUCCAGAACUCCCCACAGGUGCCCUUUGGGUUGAGAGUGUCCCACAGCUUUUCUAACUUUUUAUUUGACACAGCACAAAUACAAGAUCUCUCAGAGCUGAGGAUUGUUCUGCUGGGAGGGAGGUGGACUGGGAAAAGUUCAGCAGGAAACACCAUCCUGGGGAGAGAAGAGUUUGUCACUGAGCGAAGAACUGCACAGUGUGUGAAGAGACAGAGGGAAGUGGCUGGGAGGCAGGUCACUGUGGUCGACACACCAGGAUGGUGGAUGAGCUGGUCUGUGGAGGAUACUUCAGAGUUGGUCAAACAGGAGAUUGUGCACAGUGUGUCUCUGUGUCCCCCAGGACCCUGUGCUCUGUUCAUUGUUUUAAGUGUAGAUGCAUCAUUCACAGAGACACGCAGGAGGUCAGUGGAGGAACAUCUGGAUCUUCUCAGUGGGACAGUCUGGAGACACACUAUAGUGCUGUUCACCUGUGGAGACUGGCUGGGAGACAGAACUAUUGAGCAGCACAUAGAGGCUGAAGGGGAGGCCCUCCGGUGGCUGGUUGGGAAAUGUGGGAACAGGUAUCAUGUUCUCAACAAUGAGAAGAGGGGUGAUGUCACUCAGGUCACUGAGCUGCUGGAGAAGGUGGAGGAGAUGGUGGCAGGAAACAGUGGAUGUCACUUCACUGUGGGAGAAAGAGCAGGAAGCAGUAAAGACAUAAAACAAACUUCUCAGGAGGAAUGGAGCAGAAGAGAGGAGCAGCAGAUAGAGAUGAUGUCACGGCAGGUGGAUGAUGAUCAGACAGACGAACCUCCAAGGAAGAGGAGGAGGAGCAAGAGUAUUUCUCCUCCUCCUUAUUGUAAGUUUAUCUACUGUACACACAUUUUUUAG